GUUGUGCCCACCCAAAACCACCGCUGCAGCCACAAGACCUCCGGCGACGCCAUCAGCCUCAGCCGCCGCCAAGCACUACCGCCACGACGAUACUUCCUGUCGCGACUCUGUGCAGCCACCGCCCUCAACAAGGCCGCCGCACAGCGGCAGGGCCAGCGACCAUCGCAGGCCUUCGCCCGCCGCUGCCCACAGCAGUGCCGCCGACCGCAGCAGCUGCCCACGGAAGGGCCGGCAACCACGGUAGGCCGCCGCCCAUCGCUGUACCGCUGACGACAGCAAGCUGCCGUCCACGCUAGCGCCGCCGACACAGCCGGGCAGUUCCCACUCAGCCCUUUCCUCGACCUCUAUCCUCUCGACGGCCGCAGCCUCGAUCACCUACGAUGGAGGAGAUCGGCCAGUACGAGACGUAGUUAAUUCCCCGGUUCUCCGCCGACACAGAAAACUAGGAAAACCCUAAUACGCAACUUCUCGAGGGAAGGAGCCAUUUCCCUCUUGUUGAUCUGGUUUAUGGAGUCCUCGCAGAGCAACAUCCGAGAUGGAUCGGCCGGCGGAAGCGGCGGCGAGGGCGGUGACGGUGGAGGUGGAGGAGGAGGAGACGUGGCAUGGCUUUCUUCCAUCUCCGAACCCGAACUUGAUUUUCUUAUUAGCCUGAAAGAAUUGAUUGUCAGACGGGCAAAAACCAUUGGCCAUAAGUAUCUUGCCGACAAAUUUGAUGUGAAAAUGCUUAGAGCUCUGGGUAUUGUGUUGUUGGAAUAUUUUAAAGAACAUGCAGAAAGUGCCUGUGCUCCCAAAUUGGCUGAGACGUUGGCAUUGUUCAAUGGAUGUGGUUCUGGCACUCAGCCUAGUCAUGCCUCUAUGGUUGUUAGUGAAUCGAUGCAAGCUUCAAGUUUUAUGACCCCAAGGCGUAAGCGCAUGUGGGAAGGGAAGAGCAUGGCUAGGGUUUCACUGGAGGAGGUAAGGGAAGAGGAGAAAACUAGGGAGGGAAAGAGAUGGCCGUGGAGGAAGGACGAGGCUCCCCAGUCAGCAGCUAAGGUCACCGAGGGAGAUGCCAGGUCAAUGAGGAAUACGAUUCUCGCAAGGCCAAUGUUGGUGGAUGGAUCCCAAAACGAGGAGCAGGAUGAGCCAUUGGUGAAGGACACCGACGAGGAGUUCAACGAUGAUCGUAUGGGAAGAAGAUAAGAAAGAAGCUGCAGCUGGAUAACAAGACUAGGACAAAAAGAAAGACUGAGAAAAAGGCAGUAAAUGCAAGUCAGGAGAAUCAGGAAACCGAUCAUUCUUCUGGUACUAAGUCCUAUUGCAAGUAGGCUGUAGAUAAUGAAUAUCAUCCGCCGGUAUUCAGCCUUAUCCCAUUUGGUUUGUCAUGAUUACAGCUUUCCCAUCAUCUUUGUGUUAUUUGAAAUCUUGAUGCCAACAUAUGGCUGGGCCAAUCUUUGGCCUUGCAAAUAGAGUUGUGUAAAUGACCAUAACACAAUCCAUCAUAGUGAUGGUGCUUCUUUUAUGUAUUAAUUUUUUAGAUUAUAGGCAAUGAUGGCUCUUCAUGCUUAGGCUCAUCCCUACCUCACAUAUACUCUCCAUAGUCAAGGCUGAAUAAGCACAUGAAACCAUGAAACUUGGGUUGUUAAUGUUUGGAACCCAUUGUUGGACACCAAUCUCCAUGAUUUGAACCAAAGACAAAUACUGACUAAAUUAAUGCAUAAUAUGAUGUUUUCAGAAUUUUUGAUAUGCACUAUGCACAGUGCAAAGUACUAGCAACAGGGAUGUCAUACACUUAUGUAGACUACCAAUAUAUAGUAUACCUUAACUAGAAUACCAUAUGCAAGUAGAGAAAGGUACAUGCCCGAUCCAACAUUUGCAGAAAGAAAUAGUGAUGAAGUUAUCAGGUUUAAUUAAAACAUGAAUAAAGCUUAAGUUACAAAGUAAACAUGGUAGAAAGUACUAGAGAGCUUAAAACUAAUUUUGAAAAUAAUAUGAUAAUUUAAGCAGCAUUUAGGUAAACAUAAUGGAAAAGACUAGGAAGCAUAUCAUUUACCUUUAAUGGAAAUUUUGCAACCUCAAGCUAACCUCCUAACCAACUUUCUCAAACUUAGAUGUCGAUUGGCGCUCAAAUUUUGCUUGGUAGAAUUCUCUCGAUGAUAUUUAAAUGUAAAUUGAAGAUCAUGUUGGACAUUGUUUACUUUUUGGUGUUUCUAGCAUGUAAUGUACUUACUAAAUUGAAGGGCAUCCCUCUUGCCCUUGGUUUUGCCAUAGGGUGUCCUCACAGUGAGGCCAUCAGACUCUAAUAGAAUGACUUGGAGUGUGAUGGCAAUUAAAGACAGAGAGGGAGGUUAUAUGAUUUCAGAGAAUAGGAGAAAAAGGAUAAGAAGGGUGUGUGUGUGAAUGCAAUUCGUCUUCAUUUUGUUAUCAUGGUAUUGAUGUAUGACCCUGAUAUUCUAAGCUUUCAAAUCAUAUGGCAGAAGACCACUUGGGAAGCGUUCAUGCAGCAAAGUAAUUAUACUGUGAUAACAUGCAAUACCACACGGUUGCCCUCUUCCAGAUGGACCUUAGUAGAACAGAAUACCUAAUUGACAACAAUGGGCCACCAUCUUCUUAACUAAUAAAGACUAACCAUAUUAGUUAUGAUAACAUCAGAGACAAAAUUGAUGAUGCACUUUUGCAAUGCUGUCUUUUCUUUCGCUCGACUAGUUAUUAGUUUGUUGGUUUCUUGAGCUGAGCUUGGAUUGGGUUUUUACUAACAAGUCCACAUGGUUUAGGAUGAAAAGAUUGUUAUUAACUUGUACUUUGGAACAUAUGGCAUUAUGUCAAUCCAUAUACUGUUAACUAAAGAUUUAAGUUGAAUCAGAGAGGUGACAAGUGUGAUAGAGUGGCAUAUUUUGAAUUUGUUCUUAAAUGAAUAUAAAGUUCAUGAUUUUCUCUCAUUUAAUUAAAUCAUUUUUUGAAUCGUUUCUGUUUCCUUCAAGUUUGCAAGUUGGCAACAUGAAAAUAUAUUAGCUAAGUUUCUUUCUAACUGUUCAUCCCAAAUUAGCACCCAUCAGCAUUUGUUUGAUAAAGCAACAUACUCAUAUUCAUCUUUUACUUCUUUUAUGAUGUGUAUGGAUAACAUUUGUUUUCUGUUAUAGAUUGAGCUUUAUGAAGAAUAUGAACUGAAGAUGCUGCCCCCAUUUCUUGGCAGCAGUCAGCACUAUAGAGUAUAGACUAGACAAGG
Molecule: messenger RNA, 3202 nt
Organism: Musa acuminata AAA Group (dessert banana)
Lineage: Eukaryota; Viridiplantae; Streptophyta; Magnoliopsida; Zingiberales; Musaceae
Exons: 5
Coding region: 508-1179 (223 amino acids)
Source: RefSeq, a predicted model, not a curated record